This is a messenger RNA of Micropterus dolomieu (smallmouth bass), 6406 nucleotides long. RefSeq names its product Ral GTPase activating protein catalytic subunit alpha 1 (gene ralgapa1). The transcript has 21 exons. The coding region runs from base 3 to 3110 and encodes 1035 amino acids. NCBI's taxonomy places the organism in Eukaryota, Metazoa, Chordata, Actinopteri, Centrarchiformes, Centrarchidae. Gene Ontology annotation, cellular component: nucleus; cytoplasm. Gene Ontology annotation, molecular function: GTPase activator activity. Gene Ontology annotation, biological process: regulation of small GTPase mediated signal transduction; positive regulation of GTPase activity. The record is from RefSeq and is a predicted model, not a curated record.
CCAUGCUGACAGAGCGUUACAAGCAGGGGAAACUUCACGCCUACAAGCUGAUCUGCAGGAUCAUGAAGAGACGGCAAGAUGUUUCCCCGAACACAGACUUUCUCACACACUUCUACAACAUCAUGCACCAAGGACUGCUGCACCAAGACCAGGACAUCGUGAACACCAUCAUAAAGCACUGCAGUCCCAGGUUCUUCAGUAUCGGUCUACCUGGAGCCACCAUGCUGAUCCUGGACUUCAUAAUUGCGGCUUCUAGAGUCACCGCCUGCUCAUCACUCAAUGCUCCAAGAGUAGAGGCCCAGAUUCUGCUUGGAUCUCUAGUGUGUUUUCCCAACUUGUAUGGGGAGCUUCCAGCCCUCCAUCCCACCACAGCUGAUGUGGUGCUUACCAAGUUCCCUGACGUCAAGGAGCAUGUUAUCAAAACCAUCCUGACCUCUGCUAGGGACGAACCCUCUGCUCCUGCUAGGUGUGUGGCUCUGUGUAGUCUGGGUAUCUGGCUGUGCGAAGAGUUGGCUCAUGGCACUCAACAUCCACAGAUAAAAGAUGCUCUAAACGUCAUCUGUGUUACCCUGAAGUAUCCCAAUAAGAACGUGGCACUGGUGGCGUCAGACAUCCUUCAUCUCCUGAUCAGUCAUGUGGAUCAUCUUCAAAAAUUUCCCCCUGAUACUCCAAAGAAGAUUGUAGAGAUUUUGAUCGCCACCAUCACAUACUUGCUGCCCACUACCGAGUCGUCACCUCAUGAACUGGAUAAGAGGCUGGUAGUGUCCCUCCUGCUGUGUCUGUUGGACUGGGUGAUGGCUCUGCCUCCAAAGACUCUUCUACAACCUGUUCAAUCACGAAGCCCCCCAGAGAGGGACCAGCCUACAAAGACUCUGCUCAGCUGUAUUUAUAAGGUAUUGCAUGGUUGUGUGUAUGGAGCCCAGUCUUUCAACAGUCCCAAGUAUUACCCGCUGCAGCUGUCGGACCUGUUGAGUCCAGACUACGACCCAUUCCUGCCAUUAGAGAGCCUCCGAGAACCAGAACCACUGCACAGCCCGGACUCAGAACGCUCAAGCAAACUACAGCCUGUCACCGAAGUUCGUAGCCGUAUUCAGCAGGGCCUGGUUUCCAUCGCAGCCAGAACAGUUAUCACACACUUGGUCAAUCAUUUAGGACAUUAUCCAAUGUCCGGAGGGCCUGCUACUCUGUCUAGUCAGGUGUGUGAAAACCAAGACAACCCGUUCUGUGAGAGUGCAGAUCUUGGACCAGAGCUUUUCCAUUCACCAAACCUACAGUUUCUGGUUCUGAACGGCUCCACACUGCUCUCAGUGUAUCAGAUCCGAUCAGAGUCUGGUGUACCAGGAGGUGGAAUGACAGCUGGUUUGUCCUCCGCUCCUGCUUGCGUUCGUGUCAUCAUCCGAGAUGUAGCUGGAAAACACUCCUGGGAUUCUGCUGUUCUCUACGGGCCUCCACCUUGUACCCCAAGCAGCCCAGCAAACACAUUUUUGUCACACACACAAUCGCCUCACACCGCAAAUCUUCAUUUACGCACCCCACCAGGAGGUCCACCAGAAAAGAUGGGAGUGAAGAGAGAAGACAGCGAAGAGGAGGGGCAGGAGGAGAGUGAGGCAGAGGAGGGAGGAAGAGAAAUGGAGGGUGAAAGGCAAGGGUUUCAGGGAGAGGGGGAGGAGGAAGGAGAGGAGAGGAAAGUCACUGAGGAGGAGGAUGGAGAUCGAAGAACAGGUGAAGGGGAAGGGGAGGAGGAGGAGGAGGAGGAGGAGGAGGAGAAGGAGCUUAGUUUGGAUGGGGAGGGGGAUCGGGGGGAGUCAGGUUUAGAACAGCUUCUAGCUCCGCCACUGGCUAAACGUGUGUGUCGGGAGGCAGUGCCAGCAUGGGAUUUGCUGAGUGAGGGAGACGAUUCACUGGAUGAAAUGCUGCAGUACCUGGGAUACUCGAGUCCUGAGUGUCUACAAAGAGCAGGCAUGCCACUCAAUAUCCCAGCCCCUCCUCCAGCGUGUGUUUCAGAGAAGCAGGAGAAUGAUGUGAUCAAUGCCAUUCUGAAGCAGAGCACUGCUGAAAGGGAGUUCGUCCUUAAUAGAGGUGAGGAGUUGAACAUGAGGGCAGUGCAGCAGACUGAACCAGAGACUGAGACACCGCAGUCAGCCUUCUACUACUGCAGACUGCUGAUCAACAUACUAGGACUCAACUCCUGGGAGAAGAGGAGUAACUUUCAUUUGUUGAGGAAGAAUGAGAAGUUGCUGAGAGAGCUGAAGAACCUGGACUCACGGCAGUGCCGUGAGACUCAUAAAAUAGCAGUAUUUUAUGUGGCUGAGGGCCAAGAGGACAAACACUCCAUACUCACCAACACAGCGGGUAGCCAAGCUUAUGAAGACUUUGUCUCUGGACUGGGCUGGGAGGUGGAUCUCACUACUCACUGUGGCUUCAUGGGAGGUCUCCAAAGGAAUCGCAGUACAGGCCAGACUACACCUUAUUACGCCACCUCCACUACAGAGGUCAUCUACCACGUCUCCACCCGCAUGCCCCACGACCAGGACCAUAACCUCACUAAGAAGCUGAGACACCUGGGUAACGACGAGGUCCACAUUGUUUGGUCGGAACAUUCUAGAGACUACCGUCGAGGGAUCAUCCCCACUGAGUUUGGAGAUGUGCUAAUUGUCAUCUACCCCAUGAAGAACCACAUGUACUCCAUUCACAUACUCAAAAAACCAGAGGUUCCAUUCUUCGGUCCGCUGUUUGACGGGGCCAUAGUGGACAUGAAGAUUUUGCCCACCAUGGUCAGAGCCACAGCUAUCAAUGCAAGUCGAGCUCUCAAGUCCCUCAUUCCCCUUUACCAGAACUUCUAUGAGGAGCGAGCCCGAUACCUAGAAACCAUCGUGCAGCACCACCAGGAGCCAACCACAUUUGAGGAUUACGCGGCCCGAGUCUACAGUCCUGCUCCCUGCACACACCUGCCCUCUGACACAGGCUCCUGCCUAGAGAUUCUUCGGGGAGAAAGUCCGGCUCUUGGGGAGGCCGGGAGCGACUCGGCAUCCCCCAUGUCUCCUCGGACUAGCAAGAGCCGCAUGUCCAUGAAGCUGCGGCGCUCCUCUGGAUCGGCCAAUAAGACUUAAGCUCUCAACACUACAUGGGCCAUUCUGAAAAGACACUUCAUGUCUGGUCAAACAAUCAGACUUUUAAGUCUCUCUUGAGGAAAUCUGGUCUACAAUUGUACUUAAAAGAAAUCAAACAUGACACAUUAAAUUUAACUGUUAGUGGGAAAUUCACAGGUAUUAAUUUUCAACAGGAAAAUGAUAGGUGGUGUUCCCAAGAAUAAGUGUAAACAUCAGGGAGGUCAGUAAAAUUUCAUCCCAUCUCCCCCAGCAUGCUGCGGAGCUGAUUGAACACCGGCUUAUUAUGUACAUUGUACACAGUUGUACUCUCAAAAACACAUAGUAUUCUGUGGACUAUAUUAUACUGUAACUUAAUUUUGAAACUGCUCACAGCUACUGAAUAUAUCCUUAGCUUUGCUUUCCAAAAAACUACAGAAACCAGCUGAACCAGUGGAUCCUAAGCAGUGCAGUAUUAGUUCAGAAUAAUCUGUGCCAUGUUAGAAAUUGCCCAAACUCCAUAAGCAGAACCGCAAAAAGCUUGUGUGCCACAUUAUACACGGUUCUUCAUGGAGAACACAUUAAAUGAGAUAAAACUGCUGAACAAAGAGAAAACCAUGUGUUGUUGAACAUUGCUUUGGAGAAUCUGUAUAUUUGUACUAUAGUCAGUGUGUGUACAGACAGAAAUAUGAGUUUUGAUAUAAAAAGAAUGAAUCCCGAGUGAUUGCACCUGUAGUGUUGCAUGAAGAAAGCAGGAUAAAAGUCUAUUUUUGUUCUCAGUACUGCAUUAGGCCUAUAACGAUAAGGGCAGGAGUCAGUUUCUAUUCAGUCCUCAUAUAAUGUAAAUAGAAACUCAUACAUUUACUAACAAUUUUAAAAAAAGUGGAUGUGGCAACGCUCUCUAGCCAAAAAUUUCUGUGUGUGUGAAUCUAGAAGAAAAUCCCCUGCUUGAACUCAUGGGACUGAAAGCUCACCCUUUUGUGAAGCGAUGUGAGAAACAGUGUUAAAGUAAUGAUGGAGGGAUUGUUUGUCUUUCAUAAAGGAGAGGAAGGUGCUUUGUAAAAAAAUAUAAACAAGACAUACUGAUAAAAGAGGAAGCACUUGUUAUAGAAAAGUUUAGUAGUAAAGUUUAGUCUUCAUUUCUUUCUUUUUUUUUUGCUCAUGCUGUAAAACAUGAACAAGCACUGAUAUUCAUUGCAUUUACUUGACUUCUGUUUUCUUCAUUUUUGCAAAAUUGACUGUAAAAUGUGAUUUGACCUGAAGAAGAAUGUUUCUGUUUAAGUUCAGUGUCGCUUCAUCAUCUGACCACAGCUUUUCUUCCUUUUUUCUUUUGACUAAUUCUGUAUAUCUAUAUAUGUUUGAGUGUGUAUUUAUAUAUAUAUAUAUAUAUAUAUAUAUAUAUAUAUAGUAGAUAAAUUAAUAUCUAUAAGAAUGUGUACAGUGUGAGGAGGCUUGUUGUGUGUAUACUUUUAUGUGAGAAUAGCUGCCAAAGCCAAACUGUGGUUAAACUUCAGACAUAUCUGCUUAAAAUGGGUUGACACUACAAACUUUUAUGCUUCGACAUUUUCAUAACCGGUUUGCACUUAAUUCUCCAGGAAUUUGAAGGUAAUUUUGUUUAAGCUUAUGUACUCUUUUUUUUUUUUUUUUACUGUUGAUAUAUAACCAUGGUACCACAGUCAGAUUGGGGAAAUUAGAGGAAAAUAUAUAUAUAUAUAUAUAUUUUUUUUUUAUACUUUUCCUCCUUUUUUUGUUGUUUGACAUAUUACUAAAUGAGGCCCAGUGUCUCUCAAGGCAGGGUUAGUUGUGGGCUGUUAUUGGUUAUUAAUUUUCACCACCUUAGUGGGGGCAGGAGGAAGAAAAGCAAGGUGUACAAAAGACGGACACUAAAGAUACAAGGCCAAAGAAGGGGAGAGAUGUCAACUUAGUAGAUAUAAAUGGUUUUGUGCUUUGUUCAGUCUUCUUUUUUCUUUUUUUUUUACUCCGCUCUUAUAUUUAGACUCAUGCCCAGUUCCAGUUCUGGAUGGAGGGGAGACGCAUGUAAUAACAAUCCGCACAAAAUUUAACACUACCAUUGUAUGUAUUUAACGUCCUCAUUUCAGCACUCCUUAUGUCCAGUCAAUUCAAAUAAAAACUGACAAGGUUUUAUGUCACAGCCAUGGUUUUCCAGUGUUCAUCUGGAUUGAACGUUCUUCCAAUAAUUUUACAUGAUAUGGAUUUUUUCUCCCCGCGUCUCCCUAAUUUCCUUUUUCCGCAGCCUGAUCCCUGGUAAAGGAAACAUACAUAUGCAAUAGAAAAAAAUAGAUCUGAGUUUAAGGUUUUGCAUUAUGCUGAACUACUUGAAGUAAGUGUAUUCACAGCUGUAUUUUCUGUUACUGUUUUAUUUUUUUAGCCAUAGAUGCUCUGUAGAGAGGAAAGGUAUUGUAAGACUUUUUUCCUUUAUUUUGACCCAUCCAUGGGGUUGAAAUGGUUAACUUUUACAUAUUUGCCAUUGUAAAAUGAGGUCAAAUUCAUGUUUUGUCACUUUGUUUGUGAAUAUUUGAAGUCAGCUGAGAUUUGAGUUGUUCCUUUUAAAUUAUUGCUGUUACAAUAACUGUUAUUGCUGAGGUUGAAGCACCGCUGAUUGAUUGAGGCUGUAGUAGCCCCACUGCACUCUGGGACAGAUCUAUACAUGCUGUAUAUGGACUACAGCCCACCUGCCAGUCACCGGCUGUUGGCUUGGUUACAUCCUGAAAACACUUUGACAACCUGAAACUGUUUGAGGUACAGCCCAAACCCCGUCAAAGUACCUAAACCACACAGCAACACCCUGUUCACACUUCUUUAUACUCACUGGAUUAAAAUACCAGGGAGUCCACAUGAUUACUCAAGUCAUGAUGCUGCUUUUUAUGUCCCAUGGAAAACAUGGGACAUUUCAUACUUAAAAUUUGUUUUACUUAUUUAAAAUACUCCUGAGAACUCCCCUUUCUUCUACAGGUCUGCAUCAACCGCAGAAAUGUCCCUACUUACAGUGAUUCUCUGAACGUGAGGCCUGUGAUGGAUACAGGUUACUGGACAGCUGUUGUUCAGACAUUAGUUUGGAACAAAGCUGAUUUGUGUAACUGCUGACUGUACAUACUGCAUGACACCAGUUCAGUACUAACUGCAUGUGUUGAUCACGUAACAGCUGUAUCACAACACACACGUACGCUCGCUCACACACACUCCUAAAACAAUGUUACUGUCAGACCUGUAGUAUGUAAAUGUGUAAUGUCUCUUUUGGACACACAGAGAGCGUUGAUGUGCGUUGAUGGAAUGUAACAAUAAAUCAUUCGUACCACUGA